Etheostoma spectabile (orangethroat darter) is the source of this 2494-nucleotide messenger RNA. RefSeq names its product B cell linker (gene blnk). The record is from RefSeq and is a predicted model, not a curated record. Lineage: Eukaryota; Metazoa; Chordata; Actinopteri; Perciformes; Percidae. The coding region runs from base 131 to 1552 and encodes 473 amino acids. Gene Ontology annotation, biological process: cell surface receptor protein tyrosine kinase signaling pathway; intracellular signal transduction. The transcript has 22 exons.
CAACAGAGGCUGGUUAGAAUGUAUUUCCUCCCCUCUGUGACAAAGACAUGACCUGUAGCCAAACACUGUGUUCAUUAUCAUUUCUGCGACCGAGCUAGCAACACACACUUAAUGCGUACUCAAACCCAAAAUGUUAAACAUGAAUAUGGAAACGUUAGGUAAACUCGCUGCUCCCGCUACAGAAAAGAUUCGGCAACUUCAGAAGAUUGUUCAAGACAUCAAGAAAAAUGACGGCAGCAUAUUGAACAAACUAAGAAGGCUGAAAGGCAAACCACUUCCCGAAGUCCCCGCAAGAGAUUACAGAGUUGACAGGGAAGAUGAGGAGCUCUCUGAACCUGAUUAUGAUAAUGACAUGUACGCCGAUCCAGUUGAGGACCAGGACGACAGCUACGAGCCUCCUCCCGGCCACAGGGUUUUUUCCACAACUCCCUCCUCUUCCUUUCCCAGGGGGGAGUAUCUUGACAACUGCCGUAACCGGCCCGACCGGCCGCCCAGGAAGCCCCUCCGUCCAACCAAAACCUCCAAACAACUGCCACCCGAACCCACCCACCGGGAAAGCAACGAUGAAGACUACAUUCAUCCAGACUGCAAUAACGAUGAUGACAACUACAUAGAACCGGAAGGGAAUCAGUCUUCCAAUCCCAUGAUGCACGGUGGGAGCAGAGCAGGGAGGGAGCGUCCCAUGAUGCCUACACCUUUACAAGAGCGCCCACCCAGUACUGGCUUUUAUGAAGUUCCUGACAAAGAGAGAACCUCAUUAUCUCUACCAGCAACCAGACUGUGUCCAAUCCCCACAACACACUCAUAUUCUUUACCGCCGAAGCCCAGCCCCAGAGUGAAUAUGAAGAGUUCUCCUACUAUUGUCCAGGAGCCCACAUGCAACGAUGAAUAUGAAGUUUGCCAUCCAUGUGCUCCUCUAGGUCCCAGUGAUAAACCUGCAGAGGGUCCACCUCCACUCCUACCGAAACCUUUGCCGAGAGAGAGUUCACCAAAGCCACCUUUAAAGCCGAGGCCAGCUUUAAAACCCAGGAAAUUUGAAAGCCAAACACUUCCUGGGUCGCAAAUUGACCAGAAGCCUCCACCAAAAGCUUUUACACUGGACCUGAAACGACCAAAAAUUCCUCUUCAGCAGUUGCCCUCCCCCAAACCAGCUGAGAGAGGAAGCGUCUCAACUGAAAAUGGAUUAAUAGACCAAGAUAAGGACAUCUAUAAGAAAUCCUGGUAUGCCGGCACGUGUGACCGCAAGACUGCUGACAAUGUCUUGUGUUGCUCAAAUAAAGACGGGGCGUUUAUGGUGAGGAAGAGCUCCGGUCAGGACGUACAGCAGCCAUAUACGUUAGUGGUGUUUUACAAGGGCAGAGUAUACAACAUCCCCAUCCGCUUCAUACCAACCACGCAGCAGUACGCGCUGGGAAGAGAGAAGAAAGGGGAGGAGUAUUUCAGCAGCCUCUCCCACAUCAUCGACAACCACCAGAAGUUUCCUCUGAUGCUGAUUGACAGCCAGAGUAACACCAAGGAAGCCACCAGACUGUGCUACCCAGUGAGGCCCUAGAACACCCCGGCUGAGUGCAAACAGCCAACGGACUAGACUCACACACCCCAACCUGCUGUGUUAACUGUCAGACUGUUUCCAGAACUCCUUUAUGUGAUGCUUUUCUCCUCCUCCUUUAGUGUUAAUUCGAGGUCCUGUCAACAGGAUUGCAUGCUGGACUUGCUUGCAUUGCUGGCCAUGCAAAGCCAAAAAUGGCACUGACUCAUAUCUUUUUUUAACUCAGGUUUUAUUUAGAUUUUUUUUUUUUUUAAUGCUCAGUCGGUAAACAGUGUAUUUAAAUGAAUGCAAGGAAUGACACAAUGUUGCUGUAGAUGACAAAUGCAAGUAGACAAAUAAUUUGUUUGUGACAGCAAAUACUUUGGGGGAGCCACAAAGAAAGAAAUACAAAGGUUGUAUAUUUUUGUUUUAAUAAAACUCUUUUCUUGUGUUCUAUACUUUAGCUCACAUCUUACAAAAAUGCCACCAGGGAGUGACAAAACUGGUUCAUUUAUUGUCCGGUCAACAAGUUAUGCUAUCAAACUCAUGCACAUUUGUUGCAUAAAAAGAAUUCCUAUAGGCACUUGGUGAAAACUCUCAGGUAAUAUGCUUACAGUCCCUCUAUCUGGACUAUACACAAUUAUAAAUCUUAUUCUAAAUUGGAAGAAAGAAAAAAAAAAAGUGAGUGACACUGAAGUGUGCGUUCCAGAAACAGGGAUCCAUGCACAACAUCAGUACAUACAGGAGAGGUGCACCUGUGUAAUGGUCUUUGACUAACAAACGCACAGAAACAGGAGCCACUGUUCCCUAGCUGGGAAUACUGAGGGAUCAAUGCUGAGCCACAGUAAGACUGCUUGAGAUUGUCAAAAGCUUACGCCUGAUAAAGGUGAGGUAAUGGGAAAUAUAAAUCCUCCUUUCAUAGUGCAAUUAAAAAGAUACGAUUGUUUCAAGUCAAAAGAGGAGGGG